Molecule: messenger RNA, 2640 nt
Organism: Corythoichthys intestinalis (scribbled pipefish)
Lineage: Eukaryota; Metazoa; Chordata; Actinopteri; Syngnathiformes; Syngnathidae
Product: torsin-1A-interacting protein 2-like
Exons: 7
Coding region: 179-1435 (418 amino acids)
Biological process (GO): membrane organization
Cellular component (GO): membrane
Molecular function (GO): ATPase activator activity
Source: RefSeq, a predicted model, not a curated record
CGAAAGGUUACUUCCGUUGUGCUUGUCCUUCCAGGAACACUGACGUAUUUUAAGUUCCACCUGCAAGAAUAUUUUCGCCAGUGACAGAAACGCUGAAGUGACAUUGUCGCACGUAUUUCAUGGUAAUGUGAUUAGGGUACAUUUAUUGGUGUUAUUUGAGUGACGCUCUGAAAAAGCUAUGGAAGACCCACCAGACCCAGCUGGUGAUUCCCAAAAGGAUACAGCAGGUAUCAAGGAUAAGGAGUCUGCUAGUAUCACACAGCAACAUCUUUCAGAUGACGAACAGCCUGAACAGUGCACUGUAGCUCCGACUGAAGAGUUCAGUCAAGGCCAGCUGGAUGAGUCGAAUGAGGAGAAAAGUUCCACCCUUCCGUCAGACCUCACUAAGGAUGGCCAAACAGAGGAUGAGAAGGAACCAAAAGACAGCGUACCACCAAUAGAGGGCGACACAAACCUCGAUCACAAAGAUGGCGCUAAAGAAAGCCCCCAGAAGGACUGUUUGCUCCCUAACAAUGAAAAAUGUGAUGAUCAACAAGAAUCCGUAAUUCCGAAUCCAGAGGAAGAAGAGGCCACACAAGUGCUGCAGGAAGACUCAAUGGAAGAGCGAGGAGAUGACCUGAGACCUAAAGUAGAAACAGUUGGCCCCACAAACCAAGAAACGCAUCAUUUAGACAGAGGAAGAAGAAUCCAGUUUGUCAUCAUCAGCGUAGUUUUGGUACUCGUCGCCACAUUGGUGCAGCGCCAUCUCGAGACGCCACCUCCCAACACAGGGCUUCCGAUCGAGAUCUUUCUCAGCCAGCUGAAAACUGUUGAGGCCCGCUUUCCCCACCAGCGUCCCGAGUUGUGGAGCCGAAGCCGAAUCCACCUGAAGAGACACCUGGCGACGGCUCGGCCCAGCGAGCCCGUCAGUCUAAUCCUGACAGCAGGCAUCGGGAGCAGCGGGACGCUACGUUGCCUAGCCCAUGACCUUGGCGCCGCUUUUUCCGCCGCCAUGAAUGGAUCGGUGCUGCAGAUUGACGGUGCGGGCAGAGCCGGAGAGGACAGCGACCAGGUAAAGCUGGACAUCGACGGCCAACUACAGGGGGCGUUCGAAGGAGACAAACCCGUGGCGGUGAUUCACCACUUCGAGCAGCUGCCCCCGGGCUCCACCCUUAUUUUCUACCGCUACUGCGACCACGAGAACGCCGCGUACAAGAAGACGUUCCUCAUCUUCACCGUGCUGCUGGAAGAAGAGGCGAUACCCGCCGAGAUUUCUUUAAACGCCGUGGAGGAGAUGGUGGACGACUACCUACAGAGGAAGUUCCUCUCACACGGUCGUCCUCUAGCCUAUGACCGGAUGGACCUGGACAAGUACGGCGGACUGUGGAGCCGCAUUUCUCAUCUCAUCCUUCCCGUUGCUGCAGAAGCUUCGACAGAGCACAAAGGCUGCUCGUGAACAUUCGGAUUACAUUGGGGAAUACAAUUUUUGAUGAGUUAGUUUUGAUUGCUUUUUUUUAACAAAUUUUUGGGUGUGGAAUCAAAAGUUGAUCUGUUUUUUUUUUAUUUAUGGGAUCCCCGAUUUCUGUAAAGAUAUGGAAAAUAACGUGCGCUUGCUUGUUUCUGCAUGACUGCAAUAUUUACCUAACCUUGUUUUUAUGAAGGAUAUGAUUGUUUGUGUACAAGCUAGUAGGUAAGCUAAUGAGAAAAUGACGGACUAGAAAUAAAAUAACUGCAAUUUUUCAAUCUUUAUGCCAAUUAUAGUUUGAAUCAGCAUAAAAGUCCAACCCAAUAGAUUUUUUUUCCAAUUGUUCCCCAGGGUUCUUUAUGCAUCUUUGGGGUGGUUGGUAGCCAUUCUGUCACAUUUGCUUGAAAAAAAAAAAACACAAAUGAACUCCCGCACAGCUCCGUCAAUGUUGACCAAUCCUAAUUUAGGCACAGUUCCAAAUUAUAUUCCGUGUAUAAUUAAUCCGAAUUCUGUUUCAUUUUUGGGGAGAAUUUUGACAUUAAGACCAAAAAACAUCUGAAUUUAAUCAAUCUGAAAGCUUACUUCCCAGCUGUGUUAAAGUACGAAAGUAUGACCAAUUCCAGGGUGGAUGUGGGUUAUGUGUGGAUGUCUUGUGUUUCUGUAAAAUGUAAAAAGAAUUUAUAAGAUGAUUUAAAAAGCAAGCGUUUAUAACUAUCAAAAGGAAUUCUUGUAAAAAUUAAGAUGCAUUUUUUUUUUUUUUUUAACCAUCCCUGUUCCUAUUAAUAACAAAAGUAAACCAUGUAAUAGCUCUGUGCAGGAUCACAUCAGUUUAAAAAAAAAUAUAUUGCAUCAAUCUGAACUCAUGAGCUUCUAUUGACAGCAAUAGACAUGCAGUCCAGUGUGAGUCAAACUGGAUUGGAGGUCCAAUGGCUGUGCACCAUGAUCUCUCAAUACCAGCCAUCACAGUUGAAAUAGAUUUGUCAUUUUGAAUGUCAGUAAAUGAGUUAAAAUCUAUUCUGAUUUUAUCCGGGUCGUUUUUUUUUUUUUUUCCUGUGAUUGCUCCCUGCAUUGCAAUACACAAAACUUGGACAAUUCUCAGUCCGCCUCUGGCACUACUUAACGUGUUGCCUUAAACUAUGUCAUACAAAAUUGUACUGUACAACCUCAUUGUACAUGUGCCUUCAAUAAAAUGAAUA